Coffea arabica (coffee) is the source of this 2439-nucleotide messenger RNA. NCBI's taxonomy places the organism in Eukaryota, Viridiplantae, Streptophyta, Magnoliopsida, Gentianales, Rubiaceae. The record is from RefSeq and is a predicted model, not a curated record.
AUGCCCGUCAAUAUAACCUCCAUCAAGACCUCCUCAAAUGGUGCUUGGGAAGGUGACAAUUCCUUGGAUUUUGCAUUCCCCUUGCUGAUAGUCCAAACAACACUAAUUUUAGUGGUCAGUCGCCUCUUUGCUUUCCUUUUGAAACCCCUCCUCCAACCGAAAGUCGUUGCCGAGAUACUAGGUGGAAUUGUUCUUGCACCUUCAGCUUUGGGACGAAACAACAUUUACAUGCACCGAAUAUUCCCAAAAUGGAGCACUCCAAUGCUAGAAUCCGUAGCAAGCAUUGGUCUCCUCUUCUUUCUCUUCUUGGUUGGCCUGGAACUUGAUCUCUCUUCAAUACGCAGAGGUGGAAAAAGCGCAUUAAGCAUAGCCGCUGCCGGAGUUCCCCUGCCCUUCGUCCUCGGCAUCAGCGCGGCUGUCAUCUUCCGCAAAGCCAUAGAUGGGGCCGACAAAGUCGGCUACGCACAAUACCUGGUUUUCAUGGGCGUCGCACUCUCCAUCACCGCCUUCCCAGUCCUUGCUCGCAUCCUGGCCGAGCUUAAACUCAUCACCACUCGUGUCAGAGAGACCGCUAUGGCUGCGGCCGCGUUCAACAACAUAGCUGCAUGGAUCUUGCUAGCUCUAGCAUUAGCACUAGCCAGUGAUGGAGCUGACGGCGCACAAAAUCCGUUAAUAUCCUUAUGGGUUCUGCUCACGGGGGCUGGUUUUGUUGUUUUCACGAUGGUUUUCAUUAAGCCGGCCAUGAAGUGGAUUGGUCGGAGAUACUCGCCUGAGCAUGACACCGUCGAUGAGGCCUAUAUAUGCUUAACCCGCGGUGUUAUGGUGGCUGAUUUGGCAACUGAUUUUAUCGGAAUACAUGCAAUUUUUGGUGCAUUUGUUUUUGGAUUCACUAUACCCAAAGGUGGACAUUUUGCUGAGAGGCUGAUUGAAAGGAUUGAGGAUUUUUUUACCGGUUUGUUGCUAUCUUUGUAUUUUGCUAGUGGGUUGACGACUGAUGUUGCCAAAAUACAUGGUGCUGAAUCGUGGAGUCUUUUGGCUCUGAUGAUCGCCACGGCUUGCUCUGGCAAGAUUUUGGGAACGUUUUCGAUGGCCAUAUUGUGCAAGACACCUGCCAGAGAAGCGUUAACGCUUGGUGUGUUGAUGAAUACCAAAGGGUUUGUGGAGCUCAUUGUUCUCCACAUUGGCAAGGAGAAAAAGGUCCUCAACGAUGAGGCGUUUGCAAUAUUAGUCCUGAUGGCACCCUUUACAACGCUCAUAACAACUCCAACAGUGAUGGUCAUCUACAUUAACCGGCCAGGAUCUCACCGUAAGCUACAGUCAGUUUCUGCGAAAAGUGUCAAUGACAACGAGGAGGAGCUUCGAAUCCUGGCCUGUGUCCACGGCCCUACUAAUGUUCCUUCCCUCAUCAGCCUCAUGGAGUUCAUCCGUCCCACCAAUGUUAACUCCCGUCUCAAGCUUUACGUGAUGCACUUGGUGGAGCUGACUGAACGAUCCUCAUCAAUUGUCCUGGUGCAGCGGCUGCAAAAGAGUGGCUUUCCAUUCAUCAACCGUCUCUGGCACACUAAUUCAAUGUCAGACGGGGUGGCGGUGGCAUUCCAAGCCUAUGGCCAACUGGGCAAAAUCAGUGUUAGACCGACAACUGCAGUGUCUGCAUUGCCGACUAUGCAUGGGGAUAUUUGUCAUGUGGCUGAGGAUAAGAAGGUAGCAAUGAUCAUGGUCCCUUUCCACAAGUGGUGGAGGAAAACAGUAACCGAAGAUCCUGAGAAUGAUCAUGAUCAAUACGAAGAAUUAGUGCAAAAUGUACUUGGACAUUGUUGGAGAGGGGUUCACCAGAGGGUGCUCAGGGAGGCACCUUGUUCUGUUGCUAUGCUCAUGGACUGGGGAUUCGGUAGCGAGUCGUUGAAGUCUCUGCCACCCGCCUCCUCAGCUAGAAAAUGAGUUUGUAUUCUCUUCUUCGGUGGGGCUGAUGAUAGAGAGGCUUUAGAGUUAGGGGCACGGAUGGCGGAAAAUCCUGUUGUUAAAGUCAUAGUUCUUAUAUUUGUCAUCCCUAGAGAUGGCAGAAUUGAUCAAACUACAAUAACAGCAAAGAAGGUGAAGGAAAAGGAUUUGGACGAGGAGGCUGUGGCAGUGUUCCGAAGUCUGUGGAAAGGCAUGGCGGACUACAAAGAGAAGGCGAUGAGCAACACUGUGGAGGAGGUGCUGAGAAUAGGAAGGAGUGGAGAUUUUGAGCUAAUUGUGGUGCGAAAAAGGAGGUGUUGCCCUCCAACUGGGCUUGCGGAGCUGGUUGAGCGGCAGCCAAAGCAUGUGGAAUUAGGACCCAUCGGGGAUUUAUUAGCCUCAUCAGACCAAGGGAUAGUGUCUUCCACUCUUGUCAUUCAACAUCAUGGUGACACAGCCCAUGAAGAGGAUGUCCUCCAAUCAAAACUGUCGAAUACUUAG